Messenger RNA from Juglans regia (Persian walnut), 459 nucleotides. Its product is annotated as pentatricopeptide repeat-containing protein At5g16860-like. Gene Ontology annotation, molecular function: zinc ion binding; RNA binding. Gene Ontology annotation, biological process: RNA modification. The transcript is spliced from 2 exons. NCBI's taxonomy places the organism in Eukaryota, Viridiplantae, Streptophyta, Magnoliopsida, Fagales, Juglandaceae. Bases 1 to 459 code for a protein of 152 amino acids. The record is from RefSeq and is a predicted model, not a curated record.
AUGCCUAAGGAACCAACCCUGAUACUGUGGGCGGCAUUGCUUAGUGCUUGUAGGACCCAUUCAAAUGUUAAACUUGGAGAACAUACUGCAAAGCGAUUGUCAGAAUUGGAAUACGAGAAUGAUGGGUCUUUGCUUUCAAACAUAUACGCCAAUGCCAAAAGUUGGAAAGAUGUGGCCAGAAUCAGAUCUCUAAUAAAACAUACAGGGAUCAGGAAAAAUGCCAGGCUGCAGUUGGGUCCAAGGAAAGAAAGGCACCUCAACAUUCUUUGUGAGAGCCAGACCCUAAUUCAACGCAUCAAAACCAUGGUGUAUAUUCCUAAGACGAGCUAUGCUCUUCAUAAUGUUGACAAUGAGGAGAAUGGUGACCUUUUUGAACACACUGAGAAGUUGACGCUUGCCUAUGAAAUCCUAACAUCACCAGAAGCACCUAUCCGAAUCACAAAGGCAAAGGCAACCUAG